GUGCCUGUGUGUGUUCCGUGUGACCGUCAGCUCAGACUCCGCUGGAUCAAAUCCCUGCUCGAGGCUCAGCGGGAUUAAAAUACUUCACAGCACAUUUAUCUGCACUCACUGUGGACCGAGAGCCCACCGGGAGUCCGCCAGCCGACAGCGAGGCGACGGGUCGUAUCGCGAGAACGUCCGAGAACAUGGAAACAGGACAACAAAAAUAAAUUGGUGGACAACAAGCCAGAGUGCAUGAUGGCGGCGUUGCUGCUGCGCCGGGACAAGAAAACCACCGCCGUCCACCUGAAGGCCGACUUAACCCGGACGGACGACACCAGCGGGGUCCGGCAACUCCAGGAGCUGCUCGACGUGGUGCUAAAUCCCGAGAAGCCCGCGGCGGACACGGAGGCGCUGGACUGGUGCAAAUGUCUCAUUGCAGGAGGCGAAGGUUUCGAGGAGUUCUGCAAGACGGUCCGGUCUUAUGACAACGCGACCCUGUGCGGCUUGGUGUGGACCGCCAAUUUCGUGGCUUACCGAUGCCGGACCUGUGGCAUCUCCCCGUGCAUGUCCCUGUGCGCCGAGUGCUUCAACAACGGCGACCACACGGGCCAUGACUUCAACAUGUUCCGAAGCCAGGCUGGCGGGGCCUGUGACUGUGGAGACAGUAAUGUCAUGCGAGAGACUGGAUUUUGCAGACGACAUCGGUUGAGAACGGGAGAAAAUAUCCCCUCAAUACCUCGAGACCUUCUCUUGAUGUCUGAGAUGGUUCUUCCUCGCUUCAUCCUGUGUAUCAUACAGUACCUGAGGGAUGGAUACGUCGAAGCAGACACCACAGCUGAGAGAGAUCUGCAGAAAGUCCUGCAGCAGCUGGAGCCUCAGAUCUCUUUCCUGGAGGAGCUGACGAAGAUGGGCGGAGCAAUGAGGACUGUGCUGACGAAGAUCUUGACCAAUCAGCAAACAUUCAAAGAGUUGAGCAUGGGCCAAGAGGAGAAUUUGCACGCUAAAAAGAACUAUGACAAGUAUUUGUCAGCCUUAAAGAAUUCCGGUCUGGUGUCUGUGGAGGAGAAAAGUCAAGGUGCCACUGCUGAUGUCCCAGUUGGUGCUGAAGGAGGUGCUGGGGCAUUGGUCCUAUUGGGAACCAAUGCACCAGGGCCCCCAGAUGAGUCUAGUAAAGAGGAAGAUCAAGAUGCUGGGCAAUCUGUUGGUCAGAGGAAGAGGGUGAAGCUGAGCAGCAGUACCAAAGACCCAAGGAUUAUUGAUUCUCUGAAGCAUAAAUGCUUUCUGGAGGAGUUGCUGUUUUGGACAAUAAAGUACGAGUUUCCUCAGAAGAUGGUCACCUUCUUACUAAACAUGUUGCCAGAUCAAGAUUACAAGAUCACCUUUACAAAGACAUUUGUUCAGCAUUAUGCGUUCAUCAUGAAGACGCUGAUGAAAAGCCACGAGUCGGACACCAUGUCCAAUCGCAUCGUACAUAUCAGUGUGCAGCUGUUUAGCAAUGAGGAGCUGGCUCGACACAUGACAGAGGAGUGUCACCUGCUGGACAUAAUGGUCACAGUCCUCCUCUACAUGAUGGAGAGUUGCCUUAUCAAAAGUGAACUUCAAGAUGAAGAGAACAGUCGACAUGUCGUGGUGAACUGUAGCGAGGCCCUUUUGAAGAACAACACCUACUGGCCGUUAGUUAGUGAUUUUAUUAACAUCCUCUCACACCAAAGUGUAGCGAAAAAGUUCCUGGAGGACCACUCACUGCUGAUGCUCUGGAUGAGCUUUGUGUCAUUCUUUCAAGGUAUGAACCUGAAUAAGCGGGAGCUGAAUGAACAUGUGGAGUUUGAGUCCCAGACGUACUAUGCAGCAUUUGCAGCAGAGCUUGAGGCAUGUGCACAGCCAAUGUGGGGUCUCUUAACACACUGCAAAGUCAAAGAGACUCAGGAAUAUACUAAAACUGUGGUUCGCUACUGUUUGGAGACCCUUCAGAUCUGGUUUGAUUCCAUUGGCUUCAUAGACGAGCCUGCUCCAAAUCAAGUGACUUUUCACCUGCCACUGCACCGCUACUAUGCCAUGUUCCUCAGUAAGGCUGUAAAGUGCCAAGGCCUCGACCUGGAUAGUCUCCUGCCUGACCAAGAGAUGCUGAUGAAGAUCAUGGUGCAUCCACUCCAAAUCCAGGCAUCCCUGUCCGAGAUCCACAGCAACAUGUGGGUCAGGAAUGGACUACAGAUCAAGGGACAGGCUAUGACCUACGUACAGUCGCACUUCUGCAACUCCAUGAUUGACCCAGAUAUUUAUCUGCUCCAGGUGUGUGCGUCGAGGCUAGAUCCAGACUACUUCAUAUCAAGUGUUUUUGAGAGGUUUAAAGUGGUCGACCUGCUGACCAUGGCGUCUCAGCAUCAGAACGCCGUGUUAGACUCUGAGCAGGAGAGACCAAUGCUGGAAGGAGCUCUGACCUUCCUGGUCAUACUCACGAGCCUGCGUGUACAUUUGGGGAUGACGGACGAUGAGAUCCUUCGAUCUGAGAUGGUCUCGCAGCUGUGUAUGAAUGACCGCACACACAGUGCACUCUUGGACCUUAUUCCUGAGAAUCCCAACCCAAAGAGUGGCAUCGUACCAGGGAGUUGUAGUUUUGAGGAGAUGCUCUCUUCUGUGGCCGACUUCAAAGCCCCAGUGUUUGAGCCCGGAGGCUCGAUGCAGCAGGGCAUGUACACACCUAAAGCCGAGGUGUGGGAAAAGGAGUUUGAUCCCAUCAUGGUCGUUCUCAGAACAGUCUACCGGCGUGACGUCCAGUCAGCAAUGGACAGAUACUCAGCAUUUUUGAAACAGUCUGGGAUUCACACUGGCAACCCCUGGCCGCCUUACAAGGAGAGGACUCCUCUGCACCCGUGCUACAAAGGCCUCAUCAAGCUGUUGCACUGCAAGACACUGCACAUUGUGAUAUUCACUCUGCUUUACAAGAUAUGGAUGGAUCACCCGAACAUGUCGGAGCAUGUGCUGUGCAUGGUGCUGUACCUGAUCGAGCUGGGCUUGGACAACCAAGUUCAAGACAACAAGGACAAUGAGGAGCCUUGCAUUGAGGAGCACUGCCAUGACAGCUGGUUCCCAGGCACCAAUCUCCUCUCCAACCUGCACCAUGUCAUCAACUUUGUGAGGGUUCGGGUCCCUGAAACGGCCCCAGAAGUGAAGAGAGAGGCCCCACCCAGCACCAGCACCGAAGCUUCCUCUUAUGGCCAGAACUCCAGACGUCUUUCAGGGAAUUGGAGAGAGAACCUGCGGGAAGCUCAGGUCUUCAGCCUCGUGGCGGAGCGCAGGAGGAAGUUCCAGGAGAUAAUCAACCGCAGCAACACCGAGGCCACCCAGGUUGUCAGGCCCAAGAGCUCCUCAACCCGCUGGGUCCCGCCAGGCACACCUCCCCAGCUGGUGACGGAGAUCCUGGAGAUCCGAGAGAGCAUGCUGUCUCUCCUCAUCAAGCUCCACCAGAAACUGUCGUCCAGGCCGAACUCCCUGUCACCAACCUGGCUGGAGGAUAUGGACACGAGCCGUCACGCUCACGGAGACGGCAUUACGGCCAUUGAGCGUAUCCUCACCAAGGCAGCCACGCGCAGCUGCCAAAUCAAGCGUAGCAUCCAGGACAUUUGUGGAAAAGUGUGUCCUCCAGUGCCACCAAAGAAGAACAGUCCAUCUGACAAGAAAACCAUGGAUAAAGAAGAGAGACGCCAGAGGGCCAGAGAGAGACAGCAGAAACUGCUCGCUGAAUUUGCUUCCAGGCAGAAGAGUUUCAUGGAAACAGCCAUGGAUGUUGAAUCCCCUGAAACCGAGGCAGCUAUGGAUCUUGGAGCAUCUGAGGUGAUGGAGUCCGAAGUUCUUUAUGACUGUGUCAUCUGUGGCCAGAGUGGACCGUCCACUGAGGACCGUCCCACUGGCCUUGUAGUUCUCCUGCAGGCAUCCUCAGUGCUUGGGCAUCGCUGCAAAAACCAAGAGGCUAAGAAGCUACCGACGAGCGAUGAAGAGCACAUCUAUCCUGCAGACACGUGUGGAGUGGCUCAUGAUGUCAAGCUCACGCUAAUGCAACGGUUCUUCAAAGAUAGUUCUUGUCUGCAGUCUGUGUCCAUAGGUUGGGACGGAGGCGUCUACGUCCAGACCUGUGGACACACUUUGCACAUAGAUUGCCACAAGUCCUACAUGGAGUCUUUGAGGAAUGACCAGGUGCUCCAGGGUUUCUCGGUUGACAAGGGUGAAUUCACAUGCCCACUCUGUCGGCAGUUUGCCAAUAGUGUCCUUCCCUGUCGCCCUGGGCGGGGCACAGAGGGCGGAGCCUGGCACGCACCCACAAACAAGAAGUUGUGUGUGCUUGUGAAUGAAGUAGAAGAUCUUCAGGAGAGACUAGGACCCUUUCCCACGGAGUCCAACUUAAGUAAGGAGAUGGAGUUGGUUAUCAAAGACAUCAAGAACACCACCCAGAAGAAAUACAUGGACUAUGGCAAGAACGCUGGCUCUCCUGACAACGACUUCCUCUUCAUGUACUCGGUGGCCAGGACCAACCUGGAGUUGGAGCUUGUGCAUCGGGGAGGAAACCUGCGCUCUGGAGGAGCCAGUGCAGCUGCCAAACGCUCAUGUCUUAAUCAGCUGUUCCAUGUGCUGGCCAUGCACAUGCGUCUGUACAGCAUUGAUUCAGCCUACAACCCCUGGACUAAGCUGACUCACAUUACACAAAGCAAAGAGGCAGACAGCUUCGAUGAAGAGAGACCCGAGGUACCCAUGCUGUUUCGAGACGUCCCUUCCCUCCUGAUCAUCUUUGUGCUAACGAUGCCACAGCCUCUGCGAAAAGAGCACUUUACCUGUGUGGUGAAGAUGCUGUACAACCUGCAGUUCAUCCAGGCUCUGACUGCUCUGUCGACCAAGUUCAGCCCAGAGGAGAGGCAGGCCUGGAGCACGUCCGGAGCACUCAAGAAGAAUGCUGCAAACGCUGAGAGGUGUUUUGAAGCGCUGCUCAGUCACGCCAUCGGUGAACUCUCCAAGGACAAGAGUAUCUACAAGGUGAACGCUGAGGAAACGUCAAUGCUGAGCUCCAGUGUGUGGUCCCCGCAGUCCAUCGAGUUCAGCCUCCAGCAGUUCUGCCUGCCUUUCCUCCGCCUCUCCAGCCUCCUGCAGCAUCACCUCUAUGGAGAUGACCUCACUGGCUGCAUGGAGGAGGAGGAGUUCUCGUCCUUGGCUGCGUGUGUGGGGCUCUUACCAUCGGCCCCUCAGCCUUCUAACACUGUGCACAGUGCCUCGUUCCUGGAGUGGACGGUCAGCCCCUUCGACCUGGUGACACAGUGGUGUGCUGAGGUCCAGGGGCUCUCUCAGAUGCAGGCUGAGCAGUCAGUGACGUUGCUUGAUCAGGAUCCUCAGUGGGCGUCCCCUCGCCUUUUGCAGCUCCCUGACAACUACAAUAUCAUCUUCCAGUACUAUCACAGGAAGGCCUGCACUGCCUGCAAGAAGGUGCCAAAGGACCCUGCUCUCUGCCUCGUGUGCGGCGCCUUCGUCUGUCUCAAAGGCGUGUGUUGCAAACAGCAGGGUAUUUGUGAAUGUGUUUUGCACUCGCAGCAUUGUGGCGCAGCUACAGGCAUCUUUCUACUGAUAAACGCCUCAGUCAUCAUCAUCAUCCGCGGACAUCGGUUCUGCCUGUGGGGUUCUGUGUACCUCGAUGCUCACGGAGAGGAGGACCGGGAUUUACGCCGUGGCAAGCCUCUCUUCUUAUGUGAGGAGAGGUAUCGAGUGUUGGAGCACCAGUGGGUAUCACACACCUUUGACCACAUCAAUAAGCGUUGGGGGCCUCACUAUAAUGGACUCUAAGAUCUUCCACAGUCCGGAGAAAACCGCAACCCGUGAACGGAGAAGGAUUUUUGUUUUUGUCUGGCUCAUGCGUCUGUCUCGAUCAAACAUAUUUUGGACUUUUUAACGUGAUGAACACAAACUUGCGGUGAGGGUUUUUGCUGGCACAGCCUUGGUUUAUGUGAAGUUUGGUGUACAAUCAUGCCUAAAGAUUAACACGUGUGUGUGUUUAAGUGAUUUAUUGUGUGGUUUUCAACAGGGGAAAAUAAAUAAAUUGGUGAGAUCUAAGUAAAGCAAGCACAACUUUGCCCAAAUUUGAAAUUGGUUUGGAGCAGGCUUUUGAAGCCUUGCAUAUUUAUCUGGGUUCAAAACGACAUACGGUAGAGAGUGCUGGAAGUCCCUGCAAAGUUUGAAAACUUUUUUUCAAAAUGUCUGAUGUUGUUGCAUAUCCCUUUUAUUUAUCAAAACGUGCUCUGCUGUACUGGCAUGAGUUCCAAGCUCCUGAUGAGUGUAGCGAUGUUUUUGCACUCAGUGUCUCGACAGGACAAGUCCACCCAUCAACACACUAGAGGUUUUUUUUGCAAACGAGCAAAGACUCUUUUGUUUUCUUUUUAAUGGGUCUUGUUGCAAUCCAUCCUCAGGAAUUCUUUUUUUCUGUUUUUGCUGUUUAAAAAAAUAAGUUUUAGAUAUUUAAAUAAAUGCUGCUGCUCAUUGUUCAAGUAAGUGAUUUUAACUUUUGUGAAGACUUUUUUUUUUUUUUCUAAGGUUGUGCUUUGGGUUUACAGAAGAUGGUUUGGAACGUUGACUCCAACUCACUUUAAUGUUUAUGGAGGUUUGCGGUCGCUUUCUUUCAAGAUUCCCCUCUUCACUUAACCUAGUCCUGUCCCAUCUGCUCUUUUUGUGUCUGGAUAGUUCUGAACAAGCAACUCCAAUGCCAACUCUUUAAAUGGCUAAACCAUUGACUGUACAUAAUGAUGGUAGACGUGUCUCCACUUCCUCCACCUUGAACAAAAAUUAAGCUUAAAUAUCCUAGACACAGGUUUGGCCACCUUGUGCUUGUGACGUCAUUUGGAACCGGAGUUUAAGUAGCAGUGAUUGUGGUGUGGAGCCACUCGACCAAUCGCGUGUUAUUAUCAGCUGUCAAGUACGACGUUUCACCUAAUUUUAAAAGCAUCAAAUAAGUAAAUAAAAGCAAAGUUACCAGAAAAAUCAACACUUAAACAAACAUCACAGUGAUAGAGAAAGAACACAUCUUUUAGAAAAAUGUAUCCGACAUGUGUUUGGACUUUUAUGUUUGAUUCAUUUUCCCAUCUGCUAACAUGGAGGUGGCAGGUUUUAUUACCUAUACAUCAGCCGGCCACUAGGGGGUGAUCAAGAUCAUUUAGCUCCACUUUGGGGAUCUAUCAUGUCGUCCAUCUUUAUAUACAGUCUUUGAGCUAAACUCGCUGUCCCUGCUCCACAGAAACCUUGAAUUCAAACCCCCAGAAUCGAAGUCAUAUACAUUUUGAUUGGGUGUCCUGCUGCACUGGCAGAGCUGAACACCACAUGAGAAAUGAAACGUUAUAUCAGCUUCAUCAAAAGUUUUCUCUGAAGAUUUAAAACUCAAUGGAAUCUAAGUUGCUUUUGUUAAGAAAAGUCGAUACGCCUCGUGUGUCUGUGCUGUCAGAAAAAAAAUAUUUUCCUUUUGAUGCUUUUUUUAAUUGUCGAGUCAAAACUGCAGUACAGAGCAUUUACUGUGAUAGCUCAUGUAGUUGUGAUUUAUAGUUGCAUUCCAACUUUACAAGAUCAUCAAACUUGAGUAUCUGGUCUACACUGUGCAUGACAUCCUUUACACCACAAUUAUUCAAGUGUCUUAGCUACUUUUUUUUUCUGAUUAUCAUCCGUUGUUUUUUUCUGGAGGGGAGGAGAUUUAUCCAGUGCCUGCAAAAUAUCAUUUUUCUUCUGAGUGAUAAGCAGCACAAACUGCUUAUAUCCCUGAUGUUUUUUUUUUUUUCUCGCUAUGAAAUGCUGGGCCACAUUAUGCUGCAUCAAAGAAUUUUAAAGGAACAAGCUUACACUUGAAAACCUUUGUCUUGAAUUCAUGCAUGCUGCUUUUUCUGUUUACUGUGUUUCUCCUCCCUUCUGUGUUCUGCAGUACCAACUUUGUAAAUGACCGCAACCAAAAUAGCCAAUGAGUAACGGGGGGGGGGGGUAAAAAGUAACUGAAAGCUCUUGUGUGUUCUCCUGUAUGAAUGAAGAGAGAAUACAGUAUAUUACUGUAGGUGCUGACUCAAACUUUCUGAGUUUGUUCAGAAAGCGUGACUUGGACAUUUAAUGCAAAUGUAACAUAUGUGAAUAAAAUAUAAACACAC
This is a messenger RNA of Platichthys flesus (European flounder), 8132 nucleotides long. RefSeq names its product ubiquitin protein ligase E3 component n-recognin 3 (gene ubr3). The record is from RefSeq and is a predicted model, not a curated record. Gene Ontology annotation, cellular component: cytoplasm; ubiquitin ligase complex. Gene Ontology annotation, biological process: protein ubiquitination; ubiquitin-dependent protein catabolic process via the N-end rule pathway. Gene Ontology annotation, molecular function: zinc ion binding; ubiquitin protein ligase activity. The transcript has 40 exons. Bases 235 to 5802 code for a protein of 1855 amino acids. NCBI's taxonomy places the organism in Eukaryota, Metazoa, Chordata, Actinopteri, Pleuronectiformes, Pleuronectidae.